This is a messenger RNA of Carlito syrichta (Philippine tarsier), 792 nucleotides long. RefSeq names its product netrin receptor UNC5C-like. The transcript has 5 exons. The coding region runs from base 1 to 606 and encodes 201 amino acids. NCBI's taxonomy places the organism in Eukaryota, Metazoa, Chordata, Mammalia, Primates, Tarsiidae. The record is from RefSeq and is a predicted model, not a curated record.
AUGGAGGAUUUUGUGUUACUAAAAGUCAGAGCUCAUGAAGGCUUACAUGGGCAGAAGGAGGUGCUUCUGUUUCCAGUAACUGCAUACGACGACUUUUUUCACGAACUCCCAGAAACAUUUCCAUCUGACCCACCAGAGCCUCUGCCACAUUUCCUUAUUGAGCCUGAAGAAGCUUAUAUUGUGAAGAAUAAGCCUGUGAACCUAUACUGUAAAGCCAGCCCUGCCACCCAGAUCUAUUUCAAGUGCAAUAGCGAAUGGGUUCAUCAGAAGGACCACAUAGUGGAUGAGCGAGUAGACGAAACUUCCGGCCUCAUUGUCCGGGAAGUGAGCAUUGAGAUUUCCCGCCAGCAAGUGGAAGAACUCUUCGGGCCUGAGGAUUACUGGUGCCAGUGUGUGGCCUGGAGCUCAGCAGGCACCACAAAGAGCCGGAAGGCAUAUGUGCGCAUUGCAUAUCUACGGAAGACAUUUGAGCAAGAGCCCCUAGGAAAGGAAGUAUCCUUGGAACAGGAAGUCUUACUCCAGUGUCGACCACCUGAAGGGAUCCCAGUGGCUGAGGUGCUUUCCCUUCCAUAUCUUAUUAAACCCUCCUACAACCGGGAGGAAUGAUGCCUCCCACUGUACAGGUGGAGAUUAUGAUUCUGGAAGCUCAGCGUCUACACAAGGCUGUAAACUCAAUUAGUGAGAAGGCUGGGACACAGAGCCAACUCUAACUGCAAAGCAUUUUUGUUUUCUUAUAACAGAAAAAGAAUGUUAUUGACUGUACAUUUUUGAAAUUUCCUUCAUUAAAAUGCC